Helianthus annuus (common sunflower) is the source of this 420-nucleotide messenger RNA. RefSeq lists its product as uncharacterized. The record is from RefSeq and is a predicted model, not a curated record. The coding region runs from base 1 to 420 and encodes 139 amino acids. The transcript has a single exon. Lineage: Eukaryota; Viridiplantae; Streptophyta; Magnoliopsida; Asterales; Asteraceae.
AUGGAUGCUCUUAGAAAAAGAAAUAUGACCAUGGAAGAUUCCUCUUGUGUGCUUUGUGGUGAAGUGGACGAGACAGUAGAACAUAUGUUCAUUUCUUGCGGAUUUACGUCUACAAUUUGGGCUUUAAUUAGCAUGUGGUGUAAAAUCCCGAGUAUUUUCGCCUUUACGAUAAAAGACCUCCUCGAUCUUCAUGAUCAUGUGGGCGGUCCCGAGUGGAAAAGAGCGGCGAUUCAAGGCAUAAUCAGGAUCGGGUGUUGGUGUAUUUGGAGGGCGAGGAACGAUUAUAAAUUCAACAAUAAGGAAAUCAAAGUGGAAGGGAUUAUGAGGGAUAUAAAAGCGUUGGGUUUCUUUUGGUUUAACACUAGAUAUAAAAGGAAUGUUGUUAGGUGGGAAGAUUGGCGUUCUUUUGUAAUUUUGUAA